CCAGAGGAAACAAUGUUACGAAGAUUGAAUUCAGGACGGAAAACUUUAGUUAAACAUAGAACUUCGACUCCGGGAAGACGACAAAAAUCCGGAGAAGAAAUAUCUGAAUUUUUUUACCCGCAUUUAUCCUUUAGUCGAGCCCUGUCACGUGAUCCUGGACGAGUCCCGUUUUCUGGUUUAUCUUUCUCCGGAACGAGUAUUUUCAGUUCGACAUCUUCCAAUUUAAAUUCUCAUGGUUCUCUCAACAUACAAAAAAUAGGUUUUAAUGAACUCCGUUCUAAUAUUCGAACCUUCAGUUCUCUGACACCGGAUUCCCCUAUAACUCCAAGUACCAGAGCGGACUCCGGUGAUCAAAGUUCUAGAAGUAUGCUUCAAGACAAACUCAGAGAAUACGCUACUCUGAGCCCUGUUCCUAUCUCUAUAGCACAGUUUUUAGAACGAGGGGGUAGAGGGAAGAUAUCAGAGGAGGAUAGUUAUACUCAUCUAGUUGAAGAAGUUCUUGUAAGAUUAGCGCAUCUCAUCAGUGAGCUUCAACACCUACCUCAGGAGUUGAAGGAGGAAGAGGAUUACAAGUAUCUUGUUGAGGAUUAUAUUCUCACAUUCUCUCAGAUAAUUAAAUUCGAGAAUACAGCCCCAGACACGGACACCCUUAGAAAAUGGACGGAGGUGCUCAAAACCUCAAAACAAAGACAUCGAGAUGUUGUACCUACAAUGGCUGCCGCCUGCAUGAAAAUGAAAAAUAAAUUUGGAAUUAACUUAGAAGGAGAGGAGUGUGCUCUCACCAGGACUGUACAGUAUGUACUGGACCGGUUGUACAUGAGCCGAAUCUCCUUGAAUAUGUUGACUGAUCAACAUCUAAUAAUAUACGGGCACAAAUCUACUAUUGAGAAUCAGAUAGGAGUUAUCCAUCCUAAUACUGAUAUAGAAUCUGUGGUGCUUCACGCCUACCAGAACGCCCUGUAUCUUUGCGAACAGUGCUACUUGGCGGGACCAGGUGUAGAGGUCAAGUCCCAGAAUACCACGUGUCCGGAUACUAAAGUUACACUCACACAGGUUCCAUCGCAUAUCUACCAUAUAGUGUUCGAAAUAAUGAAAAAUGCAAUGCAGGCAACAAUGCUAAAACACGAGAAGGAUGAAGGAUCUGUAAUCCCCCCUAUCAAGGUUCUAAUUUGCCAGUCGGACCGAGAUAUUACAAUUAGGGUAAGCGAUUUAGGAGGAGGAAUAGAUAGGAAUGCACAAGAGAAAAUGUUUAAAUAUCUCUACACUACAUCUCCCAGGGCAAGUAUAACUGGAGAGAUUGUUCCAUUAUCUGGUCUUGGAUAUGGUCUACCAUUGGCCAGACUUUAUGCCAGAUAUUUCCAAGGAGACGUGAGAGCAGCAUCGUAUGAAGGAUAUGGCACUGAUGUUUAUAUUUAUCUGAAUGCUCUUGCUGGAGAAGCAGUUGAGAUGCUUCCUGUCUGGAGUCCUACAGCAUCAGAUAAGAUGCGAGCUCGAAGUUCUCCUGUAUCUGAUUGGACGGGGAAAUCUACUCGGAUCCGAUAAAUCUUGGAAACUUUUCACAAUAUUUAUGUUUCUAUAUUCUUGUCAGGGAUAGAAAGAAAUAAAAUACAAAGAUCAAGAAUUUA
This is a messenger RNA of Eurytemora carolleeae, 1625 nucleotides long. Its product is annotated as pyruvate dehydrogenase (acetyl-transferring) kinase, mitochondrial. Gene Ontology annotation, molecular function: pyruvate dehydrogenase (acetyl-transferring) kinase activity. The coding region runs from base 13 to 1542 and encodes 509 amino acids. The record is from RefSeq and is a predicted model, not a curated record. Gene Ontology annotation, cellular component: mitochondrion. NCBI's taxonomy places the organism in Eukaryota, Metazoa, Arthropoda, Copepoda, Calanoida, Temoridae. Gene Ontology annotation, biological process: regulation of glucose metabolic process; protein phosphorylation. The transcript has 16 exons.